AUGCGCAUCCGGUACAUGAAGCGGACCAUCAACGAGGAGGAAGGGUCGCCCAUCGACGAACUCUUCUUCAGGGACCCCGACGGCUUCAUUAUCGAGAUCUGCAACUGCGAGAACCUCGAGCUCGUCCCCGCCGGCGCGCUCGGCCGCCUCAGGCUGCCCCGCGACCGCCGCAACCCGCCCGUGCGCAUGGUCGCCGGCGGCGACGAGUAG
Miscanthus lutarioriparius is the source of this 210-nucleotide messenger RNA. Lineage: Eukaryota; Viridiplantae; Streptophyta; Magnoliopsida; Poales; Poaceae. The record is from the annotation of a GenBank genome assembly.